Molecule: messenger RNA, 2595 nt
Organism: Daucus carota subsp. sativus
Lineage: Eukaryota; Viridiplantae; Streptophyta; Magnoliopsida; Apiales; Apiaceae
Product: probable methyltransferase PMT2
Exons: 7
Coding region: 546-2381 (611 amino acids)
Cellular component (GO): endosome; trans-Golgi network; cytoplasm
Molecular function (GO): methyltransferase activity
Source: RefSeq, a predicted model, not a curated record
AACAACCUCUCACUUUACUACCCAGUCUUCCUUAUCUUAAUCCCGUAAACAAUACGAAGCUAUGCAUCACAUAACAUUCAAUCCCCAAUCCCCAUGUACGUAUUUCAUUUUCACCCCUGCCUCUCCUGUGGCCUGUGGGGCGACUUCAACCUGUAAAGAGGUAAAACAUUUACUGAGAUAUCCCAUGAAUUAAAUACUCCUCCUCCUCCUGUAUUUGAUUUAUUAUUUCUGUCAUUGUAUCUCAGAUUUUAUAUACACAGAGUUACAGACACAAAGGAGUGGCCAGUUGGAUCUAAACCAGUACUAUAUAAAUAUAUAUUUUUUUUAUAAAAAUAUGUAAUACUAUAUACUCCUGUAAAUCUCAAUAUAUAUGUUCAUUAUGUUGAAAGAUUAGCACUUUAGCCUUCAUAUUCUUUUCCCACUCAUCCAUAUCCCACUUCUUGCACCCAAACUUCACAACUAUACAUACAUGUUUGUGUAAGUAUAGUAGUUUCAAGAUCUUCAACAGCUGAUUUUCAGGCAACAUCGGAUGCAACUGGUGUAACAUGGCACCAAAAUUAAGUGCAGGAGACAGUAGGACCAGGAGUUCUGUAUCUAUAUUUAUUGUAGUUGGUUUGUGUUGUUUCUUUUACUUGUUGGGAGCAUGGCAAAGGAGUGGGUUCGGGAAGGGAGACAGUAUAGCUUUGGAGAUGACCAAGACUGGUGCAGACUGCAGUGUGCUCCCAAAUCUUAAUUUUGACACCCAUCAUAGCGGUGAUGUUGGAAUAAUUGAUAAUUCUGGAUCAAAAGUUAAAAAUAUAAAGCCAUGCCACUCUCGUUUUACUGACUACACACCUUGUCAGGAUCAAAGUCGUGCAAUGACUUUCCCAAGGGAAAAUAUGAAUUACAGAGAAAGGCAUUGCCCCCCUCAGGAAGAGAAGUUGCAUUGCCUCAUUCCUGCACCUAAAGGAUAUGUAACCCCAUUCCCAUGGCCUAAAAGUCGUGAUUAUGUACCCUAUGCAAAUGCACCUUAUAAGAGCUUGACAGUUGAAAAGGCUAUUCAGAACUGGAUUCAGUACGAGGGUAAUGUAUUUAGAUUCCCUGGUGGAGGGACACAAUUUCCUCAGGGUGCGGAUAAAUAUAUUGAUCAGCUCAUGUCGGUGAUACCAAUUGAGAAUGGGACUGUAAGAACUGCUCUAGAUACUGGUUGUGGGGUUGCUAGUUGGGGUGCAUACCUUUGGAAGAGAAAGGUUAUAGCAAUGUCAUUUGCACCAAGAGAUUCUCACGAGGCACAGGUUCAGUUUGCUCUUGAGAGAGGAGUACCAGCUGUUAUUGGUGUUCUUGGAACCAUAAAAAUGCCAUAUCCGUCUAGGGCAUUUGAUAUGGCUCAUUGUUCUCGUUGCUUAAUUCCAUGGGGAGCAAAUGAUGGAAUGUACAUGAUGGAAGUUGAUCGAGUUUUGAGACCUGGUGGCUAUUGGGUGCUUUCUGGUCCUCCAAUUAAUUGGAAGGUCAAUUACAGAUCCUGGCAGCGUCCCAAGGAGGAACUUGAGGAAGAACAAAGGAAGAUUGAAGAGGUUGCCAAGAAUCUUUGUUGGGAGAAAAAAUCCGAAAAGGGCGAAACUGCUAUAUGGCAGAAGAAAUUAAAUGCUGAUUCUUGUCGUGCUUCACAAGCUAAUUUGUGCGACUCCUCAGAUCCAGACAAUGCCUGGUACAAGAAAAUGGAGGCAUGCAUCACUCCAUAUGCUAAAUCAAAUGCUGAAGCAGGCGAGGUACUGAAGACAUUUCCGGAAAGGCUUUAUGCUAUGCCUCCUAGAAUAGCUAGUGGAUCUGUCCCUGGAAUCUCUGAAGAGGCUUACUUGGAAGAUAACAGAAACUGGAGAAAGCAUGUCCAUGCUUAUAAAAGAAUCAAUAAAAUUAUUGACUCGGGAAGGUAUCGAAACAUAAUGGACAUGAAUGCUGGGUUGGGAGGUUUUGCUGCAGCAUUGGAAUCUCCAAAAUUGUGGGUUAUGAACGUUGUACCCACUUUGGCUGAGAAAAAGACUCUUGGUGUUAUAUAUGAGCGAGGACUGAUUGGUAUCUAUCAUGACUGGUGUGAAGCUUUUUCAACUUACCCGAGGACUUAUGACCUUAUUCAUGCCAAUGGUCUGUUCACUUUGUACAAGGACAAAUGUGAGUUUGAAGACAUUCUACUGGAGAUGGAUAGGAUUCUUAGGCCAGAGGGUGCAGUCAUAAUCCGCGAUGAAGUUGAAGUACUUGUCAAGGUGAAGAAGAUAGUCAGUGGGAUGAGAUGGGAUACUAAAAUGACAGAUCAUGAAGACGGGCCCCUUGUUCCUGAGAAGAUUCUUAUCGCUGUUAAACAAUAUUGGGUCACGGGAGAAAACAACUCCACAUCCUCGCAGUAAAUUCGUAGAAUCAAUACGGAAAACAACACGAUGGCAUGGUUUGAAGAAGCAGUGCUUUUGUUUGUAUAACACUUUGGUUCAUGUAUUAUUAUCUCACCCUUGGCUGUUUUGCUAGAAAAGGCUUAUCUGGGAGUGUUAAAGAAUAGUCUGGAGUAUUUUUGUUGUAUGUUUAACCAACAAACUCACGCACUUUUUGAUAAAUUAAUUUUUUUUU